AUGAAGGGACGACACCAAUUCCGAAGAAGGUUCAGUCUGCAGCCGUCUUUUAUGAAAGAUGACGCGGAAGAGGACAGGAAACCCCACAGACCAGAAAAAGCAGAACACUCAGUGUCCGGCAGCAAUAGCAAUCUAACCAACAAUGCGGUGCGGCACAAAAUAGUGGUCAUGGGGGCCGCGAAAGUGGGGAAAUCGUCUCUCAUCUCUCAGUUUUUAUACGGAACCUUUUCGCCCAAGUACAAGAAGACGAUAGAGGAGAUGCACCACGGCGACUUCAACGUGAGCGGGGUGAGGCUAACUUUGGACAUUCUGGACACGUCGGGGGCGUACGAGUUCCCCGCGAUGCGAGCUUUGUCCAUGCAGUCGGCGGAUGCCUUCAUUCUAGUCUAUGAUAUCACUGACUUGGACAGUUUCAGUGAAGUCCGGGCUCUGAGAGAUCAGAUCCACGAGACGAAGGAUAGCACGGCUGUGCCGAUUGUGGUUGUUGGUAACAAAGUUGAUUUGGCCGAAGCUGGAGAAAGGCAGGUUGACUUCCACACGACAGAGUCCGUGGUAACUGUCGAUUGGGAAAACGGAUUCGUGGAAGCAUCUGCCAAGGAUAACAGCAACGUGUCCCAAAUAUUCAAGGAGCUUUUGGUACAGGCCAAGGUGAAGUAUAAUUUAUCACCUGCGUUACGUCGGCGACGAAGGCAGUCGCUACCCACAGGGCCCCAAGGGCCGCCGGGGUCCGCCCCGAGCCCCUCGUCUUCUAACGCACCCCACGUACCCUCAGCAGCCCAGCUCGCGCACUUACAACAAAUCCGGGAAAGACACGCAAACAGUAAACGAAAUUCUUGCUCGAUUACAUAA
Molecule: messenger RNA, 849 nt
Organism: Leptosia nina
Lineage: Eukaryota; Metazoa; Arthropoda; Insecta; Lepidoptera; Pieridae
Source: the annotation of a GenBank genome assembly